CGCAGGUCGAUGGCCACGUUGUUGUCAGGAGCGCUCUCGAGUGCGUUGAUGCGCUCGUCCGUCUCGUUGAGCUGUGCCUGGAGUCUCUGAUUCUCGCUGUUGGCCUGGGCGAGUGCGGUCUGCAGUUGGUGCACCUGUCCCUCCAAUUGUGUUUGCGCCAGCUUGGUUUGAGCCAGUGCGGCCGCCACGUCGCUUUUCUCCUCCCCGGCCUCCUCGAGCUCCUCUUCGGUGAUGGUCGCGGCGGGCUGGGCGGCUGGCGCUGCUGCUGGUGGUGGCACUGCUUGGCCAGCGGGAGGUGUCAUUGGUGCGGCUGCGGGGGGCUGAGGGAAGCCGAUGGCCUGGCCUAACACACCCUCGAGACCUCUGCAAUGCAAUCCAAUGGAUGCCACGCACAGCACAGCACAGCCGAUCGAUGAGAUCAGCUGAGGGACUGACUGGACUGCGUGGGGGUGUUUGUUUGGUUGUGUGCUUACGGGAUGAGCGCAUGCCACAAAGGCGUGCAGACGACAGCCGCGACCAUCACGAGCGAGGCGAGACCACCAGCCGACAUCAUCCUGGCACGACUCGACUCGGUGUGCUGUGCUGUGUCUGUCAAGCCAAAGCCAAACAGUGUUUGAGUGAGUUAGUGGGUCAGUCAGUCAGUCAGUCAAACAGAUCGAGAGCAAACGGUUGAUUGACUGCAGCCGGCCGAAGCACACUCAAUUGCAGGCAGCUGUCCUGUCCAGCGGACAGCAAUUGAUUUGAUGAUGGGAUGGAUGUCUCACUCGCUCAGACCUUUGACCGAUCGACGUCGACCGACCGAUCAAAAAGGAUGUAUGCAGGUACACCACACAAACAGCGUCUCAUGCGUACGAAUGCAUGUGGAGCACGGACAGCUCAGGGAUGAGAGAGACAUUCGAUCUUCGUGUGCUCGUGCGUGAUGAAGCAAAGCAGCCUCAUGAGAAGAGACCCCACGUACACGAGGGAGAAGACAGCCACAGCUGGUCUGGUCUAUCUCGAUCAUCGAGUACGAGAAGGACAAGCUGACUGCCCGCAACAGAAAAAUGGCCAGCAUGUGAGAUAAAGAGGAAGCCACACGCAUACAGGAAAGGAGAGAUACUCGGCUGGCGGGCGGGCCAGCCAAAGCCAAGCAGCUGGCGAUCGAGACACACAGCUAGUCUACCACUUUCUUGUCUUCCUUUUGCCUCCGCAACAAAUCGGUCCCGACAAUGAGAUAGAUCAGGAGGGCAAGCACGCCAGCGACGAAAAUGCACGUGAAGAUCACACACAGGCACAAAAAAUUGCUACUCCCCUGUUCUGCCUCCGAGAACUCCGUGCCCUCCGUGCCCCUCCUGACCGACAACCAUAGUGACAAGGAAAACAAACACAUGAACGCAGGAGACAUUGUGUUGUGUCAACAUUCAUGACUCACUCACCUUGACAGGGACCGCCGGCUGACGAAGCUGAAGGCCCAUGACACCCUUCGCGACAAAGACCGCGACAUGCGUCUGAAGCUGCCGGCCCGUGACGGCGCCCUGCUGCCGUCUUCGGAGUUGCUCGCGCUGUGUUUGGGCAGGGGCAGCGGGGGCCUCGCAAUGCCAGCGUGAGCGGAUUGUGGCGCAGUGGUCGCUGGCUCAGCCCAUCUAACCGACGAAGAACCUGACUUCGACCCCGAUCUCGAGCCGCUGCCACUUGCAGAUGGUUUUGCUGAGUCAUCUGUGUCGCUUACUGACGCAUAUAUCCGCGCUUUCUUGCCUGGG
Molecule: messenger RNA, 1739 nt
Organism: Vitrella brassicaformis
Lineage: Eukaryota; Vitrellaceae
Source: the annotation of a GenBank genome assembly